Messenger RNA from Arachis ipaensis, 496 nucleotides. The record is from RefSeq and is a predicted model, not a curated record. Lineage: Eukaryota; Viridiplantae; Streptophyta; Magnoliopsida; Fabales; Fabaceae.
GGUUCACCUCUCUUUCUUCUCUGAUUCUCCAUUCCAUUCCCCCUUUUCCAUUCUCACUCUGAGGCACACAACACAUCCAAACCCCAAACUCAACCCGCAAAAUUCUAGGGUUUGUGUUUGCGGUACCAUAAUGUCUCAGAACGGGAAGCUCAUGCCCAAUCUCGACCAGCACAGCACCAAGCUCCUCAACCUCACUGUUCUUCAGUGCAUCGACCCCUUCGUCGAGGAAAUCCUCAUCACCACUGCACACGUCACCUUCUACGAGUUCAACAUCGACCUCUUCCAAUGGAGCCGUAAGGACGUCGAGGGAUCCCUCUUUGUUGUCAAAAGGAACACGCAACCGCGAUUUCAGUUUAUUGUGACGAACCGUCGCAAUACUGGAUCCUUAAUGCAUAUGCUAAGCUGCCUCCAAAGUCAAAGGUGUCUUUUACAAAGAGGUAAUAAUACUACUAUGUUUCUAUCUGGUGCCACUACCUUAUCCUGUUCCCAGUAUUAA